Messenger RNA from Quercus robur (English oak), 1132 nucleotides. Its product is annotated as BAG family molecular chaperone regulator 3-like. Bases 172 to 954 code for a protein of 260 amino acids. Lineage: Eukaryota; Viridiplantae; Streptophyta; Magnoliopsida; Fagales; Fagaceae. Gene Ontology annotation, cellular component: cytoplasm. The record is from RefSeq and is a predicted model, not a curated record. Gene Ontology annotation, biological process: protein stabilization. The transcript is spliced from 4 exons. Gene Ontology annotation, molecular function: adenyl-nucleotide exchange factor activity; protein-folding chaperone binding.
GUUAAAACUCUAGUUUGUGUCGGCAGAGAACACCACCACACUCAUUCAUUCAUUCCUUAGAUAUUUUUUCCCUUCAUACUUCCUAGAACAACUAAAAAAAAUUAGAAACAUAGUCUGGGAAAAUAUUUUCUGGGAAAUUAAAAUCUCUGGGGUUUCUUAUUGGACCUGAAAAUGAUGAAGAAAAGGUCAAAUGGGUACGGUAAAAUGAGUGAGAGCUCAACCACAACCACGACCUCUAUGCCUACAAUUGAAGAAGAAGAAGUUGAGUGGGAGAUGAGGCCAGGUGGAAUGUUGGUCCAGAAAAGAAGCGACAAUGUUAAGGACCUUCCAGCAGCUCCAAAUGUACGGCUUCGUGUUGCUUAUGGUGCUCUCCGCUACGAGAUCUCGGUCAAUUCUAGUGCCACUUUCGGAGAGGUGAAGAAGAUUCUUACUGCUGAGACAGGAUUACAGCCAGAUGAACAGAGAGUAAUGUUUAGAGGGAAAGAGCGAGAGAAUGGGCAUUACUUGGACAUGUGUGGGGUCAAAGACCGUUCCAAACUCGUACUAGUCCAGGACCCUUCAAGCAUCGAGCGGAGAUUCAUCGAGAUGCGUAGGAAUGCCAAAAUCCAAAAUGCUUAUCGUGCCAUCUCGGACGUGUGCAUGGAGGUCGAUAAGCUGGUGGAUCAAGUCUCUGCCAUUGAAAAGUCCAUCUCAAAUGGGGUUAAGGUACCGGAAGUUCAGAUCACGACAUUAAUUGAGAUGCUUAUGAGACAAGCAAUCAAGCUAGAUAACAUUUCUGCAGAAGGAGAUGCUUCUGCUCAGAAGAAUUUGCAGGGUAAGAGAGUGCAAAAGUGUGUUGAAAGCCUUGAUGUGCUGAAGAUAGCAAACGCAAAAGUAAAGCCUGUUAUUGUCACGACCAAGUGGGAGACAUUUGAUCCUCCUCCUUCGGCACCAAAAUGGGAAUUUUUUGAUUGAUCUCUCCCCAAUGUUUUUAUUUUCUUUCUCUUCCUUAAUUCACUGGAAUGUACUUAUCUUGGGAGGAAUAUAAGCGAGCCGCUUGCUACAUUACUUGUACUAAUAGCCCAUCCCUCCUCCCUAUCAACGUUGCCCAUAAGCAUUGGUUGUGAUAUAUACAUAAUAAAUUUUUUUGUCA